GCGCCGUGCGUGUCGCGGGAGGAGGGGGUGGGAGGGAGGGGGUUGUGCUGUGAAUUCGGGCCGGGAAGAAAACAAACCGGUGGGACCGGCUCCGAGGGGGGACAGUUGCAGUAUCUCAAGAAGAAGGAGCAUUUGUGGAGUACCAAGUUCCAAUGGCAGAACUAUCUGCACACUUAUCACAAGUCCAGCGUGGGCAGCUGAGAGAGAACUUGCCUGACAACCAUCAGACCAAUACUGUGGCACCUCUGACCUGUGAUCUGUUUAAUGCUAAUCAGAAUGACAACGUUGAAAGACGGCGUAAUGAAAGCAGCGAUCGAAGAGGCAACGAUAAUCCCGGUUCAGCCUCUAACGGGCAGCCACAGCACAGCACUCGGCAAGUGGUGGAACAAGAUGAUGACGAUGACGAUGAAGAGCUGACGCUGAAAUACGGGGCAAAGCAUGUGAUUAUGCUGUUUGCACCAGUCACGCUUUGUAUGGUGGUAGUUGUUGCAACCAUCAAGUCUGUCAGCUUUUAUACGCGGAAGGAUGGACAGCUAUGGUGUGGGCAUACAGGCAUUACAGUGGAACCUUGGUUCUCGAACGGCUUAGUUGACGAACAAAUCAGCUCCCGAAUGCCAAAAUCCCGGAACAUCUACACCCCAUUCACGGAAGAUACAGAAACAGUUGGACAAAGGGCUCUGAAUUCUAUUCUCAAUGCUGCCAUUAUGAUUAGCGUCAUCAUUGUCAUGACCAUACUCCUGGUUGUGCUUUAUAAGUACAGGUGCUAUAAGGUGAUCCAUGGGUGGCUCAUCGUUUCUUCACUCUUCUUGCUUUUCUUUUUCUCAUUCAUUUACUUAGGGGAGGUUUUUAAGACUUACAACGUUGCCAUGGACUACUUUACCCUAGCGCUCAUGAUCUGGAACUUUGGAGUGGUGGGAAUGAUCUGCAUUCACUGGAAAGGCCCUCUCCGGCUCCAGCAAGCCUAUCUCAUUAUGAUAAGUGCUCUAAUGGCCCUGGUAUUUAUCAAAUACCUCCCUGAAUGGACUGCUUGGCUCAUCUUGGCAGUGAUUUCAGUGUACGAUCUGGUUGCUGUAUUGUGUCCUAAAGGACCUCUUCGUAUGCUAGUUGAAACCGCUCAAGAAAGAAAUGAGACUUUGUUCCCAGCACUCAUUUACUCAUCAACAAUGAUAUGGCUGGUGAACAUGGCUGAAGAAGAUCCUGAAUCUCAAAAGACAGCCACCAAAAACUCCACUUAUGAUAAACAAGUUCCAGCAAAUCAGAGCCAGAAUGCAAAUAGUGAGGCAGAUGAUGGAGGAUUCAAUCCGGAAUGGGUGCAGGAACAAGUUCGUAGAAUAGGGAAUCAAGAAUCAACCCCUGAAACACGACAACCUGUUCAGAAUCUUCCCAGUAGUUCACCAGCAAGUGAUGAAGACCCAGAGGAAAGGGGAGUUAAGCUUGGCCUAGGGGACUUCAUUUUCUACAGUGUCCUGGUCGGCAAAGCCUCGGCAACGGCCAGCGGAGACUGGAACACAACUCUAGCCUGUUUUGUAGCCAUUUUAAUUGGCCUGUGCCUUACCCUCUUGCUGCUUGCCAUUUUUAAAAAGGCCUUACCAGCUCUUCCAAUCUCUAUAACCUUUGGGCUCGUUUUCUAUUUUGCCACAGAUAACUUGGUGCAACCUUUUAUGGACCAGCUUGCGUCCCAUCAGUUGUAUAUCUAGCACACUCAGAGUUGAUCACCCAUGGACAUUUGUAACGACUGUAGCAAAUAUGGGAGGGAGCAAAGAUUUUUCCCUGUUUCUUAACUGCCGCUGUGCUGGGCACUACUGGUUUCUUCUCUUCUUUUUUCAAAAAAGGGUCUCUCAAUGAAAGGGUUAUAGCACAUUAAGUCUUCAGCAAACUUGAGUUAUACAUCUUUGAAAGGACCUUAUGUACAAGAUACCUAUGCUUUCACCAGCAACACUUCUGUUUAGCAUAGCGAUUCCACCUCCACCCCACUGCUGAAGAGUGCUGAGAAUUGUUGUGAUGCUAAAGAAAGGGAACUGGUAAAUCAAACUGAGAUAUCUGAACCAUUUGAAGUCAGCCUGACUCCAGAACAUCAACUCUUGCAUCCUGGCUUCCACUUUGGGUUACCUGGAGAACAGUAACUGGACUUUGGAUGAGAAGAUUUAUAUCUUGUCUAAAGGGAAAAAAAUCAUGCAAGUCAUUCUGUGUGUUUUGUGUUGAAUUAAAAAAUUCCUAAUUAUCAUUCUGGCACAAAACCCUGUGUGCAAAUUUGCACAUUUCCAGCAUUCUUUGGCACAAAACACACACUUUCUGAUUAUGCUGCCAAGUGUUCAUUGGAUUCCAUUUACAACAGGUUCGUCAUGAGAUCAGAGUUGGGGUCCUUGUUUUUGAGACAUUUUUAAUCCUAUAUUUCUCCCUGCCCCCCCAUAAAAAUAUGCUGAAUAUUUAAUGUCCUUUCAGCAUUGUAAUGAACAUUAUAAUCUAUAGAAGAAUGAGAGAUUUGAAAAGCUGUAGAAAAGCAAUGAAACACACUGCAACCAAAAACAUUUAUAGUUUUCUUUUCAACAGAGUAGUGAAUUUUGGAAUUCCAUCUUGUUUUCUCAGACUUUUUUUUAGCAUUUCUUGGGAUCAUUUAGUAAAAUAGGAUGUGUUUAUACUGUAAAAGUAAAAAAGAGUAAAUAUUUAUUUUAUAAGACUGAGGGCUGACACAUAACAUUUACCCCCACAGGACUGUUAUGUAGCAAACUCUGUGAAAGCAUACAUGUGAAAAAUACUACAUCUGAGCUGGUCACACAUAUGGGUUUUUCAGAGAAAGUCUAUAUGCAAAACAAGUUCAUCCUCUGGCCUACCCAUUGGAUAAUUCCAGAAAAAUUCUUGUGGUAACCACUUGUAGGGUAAUUUAAAAAACAAACUUGUAUUCUCCAUUGGGAAUCAUUCCAGAAGUACUCGUAUAGAAGUGUCUGUUAUGUCAGGGAAAAAAGACCUAAAACCUACACAAAGACUAUAUUGGCUAUGUUGGCUUUUUCUUCGAUUGCCUCGACUUGAGUGCCCUUGAGAAUGUCAGAUGCACCAGGCUGCAGUCUAGAAAGUAGAACAUCUCUAUUGAAAUGAGAUGUACCUACCUACCUAAUCCUGUAACACUGAACGGCUCACAAUUACCUAUUGAAUUCAAUUUGGAUAAACAUUAAUAAUGUGGAAAAACUCACUGUGGCUCUCAGGCUGAGAUAAGCCAGAGCAAGCUGUGUGAAUAACAGCUUUCUGUUUCCAAUAUUAUUUGAGGAAUAGGAUCUGAAAUGAACUACUGAUUGUCAGAUGAUAAGCUGUUGGUAUUUUUGUUUGUAUUUGUACAUUGUUCCUCACUUAAACGUUCAUCGGGGUGGGGGGAGACUGUCAGUAUGAUUCCUAUAGAAGGAGAUUGACAAAGUCUGAUACUACAGUUGAUACCCUGGAUCUACAUCUUAGCAGAGCAGUGCAGAGAGGUCAUCUUACAUGUGAUGUUUAUCUGCAGAAAGAAAGAAACCCUAGUCAGCGCCCGCAGAAACCAAUAGAAGUCUUUACAUGAAUUUCAGGAGGCCCUGAGAAACUUGCUUAGAAUUGACUCGCACUACUAGUUUUUGCACUGCUAAGAUCAAUUGCACCAAGUUUGUUAGGCCUCAGUGAAAUGGGAAACCUAUGUCUGUACAGCUUAGGACUAUGGUGGAAUGGGCUUCUGUGCAAAAAAAAAAAUCCCUCCAUUUAAAAAGACAACAUUCCUCUUUCUGACUUGCUAGUUGCUAACCUUCAAGUUAGAAAAUUCAAGAUGGAAAGUGUUUAUUAACUAGUGCAUCGAAUACAGUAAAUUUUAAAUGAACUAAACUAAGUGAUCUCUUUUGGUCUUGGCUUGCACCUAGGAAGUAAAAGUUGCACAAGAGUCUGAAACAAGAUCACUCACUAAUUGUAUCUUGUAAAAUAUUAAAAGAAUUGACUGCAUUGCUGCCAGUUUCUUAAUCAGUGGCAGCGACUAACAUUGUUUAGGUUUAGUAACCAAAAUCAAAACCUGGACACAAUAUAAUAUAAUAUAAUAUUCAUUUGGAAAGCUGUAACCCAGAAGAGGUUGCUAGGUACUAACAGCUUCUCAGGCAGGACUAAGUCAUUCAGUAAUUUAAAUUCACUUGAACACAUUAGAUUACAGUACCCUUCAAAAGACAAGACAACUGUAGUGUACUGUUUGGUUAGAUAUGAAUAUAGUUCCUUAUUGAACAGGCCAUCAAAUUUGACCUUAACACAGAAGUCGGUGUUCUAUUGCGAGCUCUGGUAUCUGCAAUAAUGCAUGGCUCUUUUAAGGCGGAUUGCUUGUAAACAGAAGUUUGAAAAUUCAAAGCAAGAGUUACAGGAGUACUACUGUGAAUGUGGAUUUUCUCUGUCUUUUCCAUAUAAUGGAAUUUAUUAAUAGAUUGACGACAGAAAUGGGGGAGGUGUCUGUAGCAUACAGUAUAGUAGCAUUUUAGAACGAGGCACGUAAGUUCAAGUGCCAUUUAGAAAUGUUGGGUUAAUGCAGUUUAUUCAACCUUGAUGGUUACCAAACUUUUAAGGGCUGUAGUAAGCUGAAAAUAGCUGAAUCUUCUCGAAGUACAAAGCACAUCCUGGAUGUCUUUGACUUGCAAGCUCUUGAUAUUACAGUAAGAGCAGUUGCUUUAUGGUGUAGUAAAAGAAACAAAUAAUUGGGGUACAUUACAGAGGAUGAUUAGAAUGAAGAACAUUUAAGGGUUUUUUGGUAAAUUGUUUUGGCAGCUAUGUGUAAAGGCCAUUAUCAAGAAAUCUACAGUACUUGCAUUUGUACAGUGGUGUGAUUUUUUUAAUCUCACAAUAUUGGUCUGUCAGUGGGAAUACUGGAAAUGGGGUAGAGUUGAAUUAUUUUACACUCUAGCUUUUUGUUUUUUUCCAAACACUGGUUUGUAUAUAACCUGAACUGAAUGUGAAUAAGUCUUUUUAAAACACGUUUCCAAUUAAGAUAUCAUUUUGAUAGGUUAUUGCAAUUUUCCCUGUAUUUAUCUGAUUAUUAAAAAUAAAGAAUGCAUGGAUCCUA
Podarcis muralis (Common wall lizard) is the source of this 5047-nucleotide messenger RNA. It is a transcript of the gene PSEN1, whose product is annotated as presenilin 1. Gene Ontology annotation, molecular function: aspartic endopeptidase activity, intramembrane cleaving. The record is from RefSeq and is a predicted model, not a curated record. Gene Ontology annotation, cellular component: gamma-secretase complex; membrane. Lineage: Eukaryota; Metazoa; Chordata; Lepidosauria; Squamata; Lacertidae. Gene Ontology annotation, biological process: protein processing; membrane protein ectodomain proteolysis; amyloid-beta formation.